Gopherus evgoodei (Goodes thornscrub tortoise) is the source of this 6241-nucleotide messenger RNA. It is a transcript of the gene WDR86, whose product is annotated as WD repeat domain 86. The coding region runs from base 796 to 1983 and encodes 395 amino acids. Lineage: Eukaryota; Metazoa; Chordata; Testudines; Testudinidae. The record is from RefSeq and is a predicted model, not a curated record. The transcript is spliced from 7 exons. Gene Ontology annotation, molecular function: protein binding.
UGUGACCCAGCACGUUAAUGAGAAGCAGGGAGAAGGCGCUGGCAGGGGAUGCAGAGGGAAUGGGCUGGGGAUGCCCGUAGGGACCUCGGCCGGCCGGCAGUUCAGAUGAAGCUCUUCAGACAGGCGCAGCUGAAGGGGGGCCAGGACCCGGACAAAAGGCAGCGUGGGCUGAACACGAAACCUCUUUAAUCCGACCUCUCUGCAGCUCUGUUCCCUGCACUGCAGCAGCGCCCACAAUGCCCGGGGCUACGAUCAUCCCCAGGAGCAUCUUCCCAGCAGGACCCACGCUUGGGAAAGUUUAGGCUUUAAGGGCUCGCUAGGCUGCCCCCCCGCCCCCCCCAGGCAGGGCAAUGGAUCUGCCUGAAGGUGAAUUUUAGUCGGUGAUUUGGUUGUUUUCUGGGUGCCCCCCGGACUUUCCCUGCCCCGCUCCCUUUGUGCGGGGAGAAAGUUCCUUGUUUCAAAGGACAAACCUUGCUGCUGCUGCUGCUGCUGCAGGGACGUGUCCCUGCCCCUGCAGACGAGCCCGGGGACGCUUUGUUUUCUGGUCUUCUCCAGCAAGUGGGUGCCUCUGCCCCACAGACUCUGGGAAACAGGAUCUUCCUCGCCCACCCUGGCGGGUUACAAUGGGGGGACUAGGCUAGCCUGAUGGUUUCUCAGGGCCAUAGUGAUGGCUGAAGUUGGUCUCUGGGAGCCCGCUGCAGGCUCAUACUCCCUUCCUAGAGUGAUGUGGAGCCAGUGAGUCAACCCCUGUCUGGGUCCUCUGCCUUUGCUGGGGCCUGUGCUGAGGCCAGCAGGAUGGGGAGCAGUGGCUCGGCACUGAAGGUCUGUACAGAUCACCGAGGAGGCAUCAACUGGCUCAGUCUGAGCCCAGACGGGCAGCACCUGCUGACGGGCAGUGAAGAUGGCACUGCACGUCUCUGGAGCACUUCAGAUAGCCAGUGCCAUGGCCAUUUCCAAGGACAUGAAAGCUACAUCACCUUUUGCCACUUAGAAAAUGAGGUUGCAUUCACAUGUAGUGCAGAUCACACAAUUAGAAAGUGGGACGUGAUGACAGGCCAGUGUCUGGCCAUUUACCGAGGGCACACAUCAAUUGUCAACAGGAUCCUGGUUGCCAAAGACUAUCUAUUUAGCGGCUCCUAUGACAGGACAGCUCGGUGCUGGAGUGUGGAGAAGGAGAAACAAAUCCAGGAAUUCCGGGGCCAUCGGAACUGUGUUCUGACUUUGGCUCACUACUCCUCCCGGGAUGUUCUUGAUGAGUCAGAGGAGGAGCAGCAGAAACUGAACAGAGACUUCCUGGUGACAGGAAGCACAGACUGCACUGUUAAGGUCUGGUGGGUGUCAAGUGGGCGUUGCUACCAGACUCUGCUAGGGCACACGGGGGCUGUUUUAUGCCUUAUACUUGAUGCUCCAAACAGGGAGUUAUUUUCUGGCAGCACAGAUUAUACCAUCCGAACAUGGAAUAUUGUGACCGGCGAGCAGUUAAAAGUGUUCAAAGAGCAUCAAGGAUCGGUUAUCUGUCUAGAGCUGGUGAAUCGAUACUUGUAUUCAGGAAGUGCAGACAAGACGGUGAAGUGCUGGUUAGCAGACACUGGGGAGCAAGUCCAAACAUACAAGACUCACAAACACAGCGUUAGCACUUUGAAAUACCAUGCAGGAAUCUUGUUUACAGGAAGUGGUGAUGCCUGCGCUCGAGCUUUCAAUUCAAAGACAGGCGUCCUGCAGAGGAUCUUCCGAGGACACAAGUUCAUCAUCAACUGCAUUCAGAUUCACAAUGAAUUAUUGUACACAGCUUCCCACGAUGGCACGCUAAGGAUCUGGGACGUACAAGGAAUCUGCAAGCGAAACAAGCAUCGCCUGAAGAAGGAGCCUUCUGUCCCGGGCAAGAGCUCUCAGAAGGGAAGUCUGUCUCGUCUUUUCAAUAACAGAGUUGGCUGCACAAUGCAAGAGGAGAAUGGGGAACUUGAGGCUGUUGAACUAAUGUGAUUGCCUGGGACAAACUGUCUGUCAAGGAGGAAAAACUGAGCCAUCUUCUGUGCCCUUGGGUGCAGAUAAGCCAAACCUUGGGAAGAGGUGGGAAAUUACAUUGCUCAAAGUGUUCAAUCCAGAGUUCCCAGUCAUGUGACUCAUGAAACUGCCUCUCUUCAGAAUAUUACUGAUGUCUCACAGCAUCUCAUAGUACAUUGUAAUGCAAAGGAAACUUGUGUGGAUGACUUACAGACCAGGGCAAUAUGGGGUCAGGCACCAUUGUAGAGAGCAGUCCAUGAAAUACGCCUUCCCCUAUAUUUUUGUUUGUAAUUGUCAUUUGUAUUUAAGAUUCCUCUUCCUAGUUCCUUCCUGUACAGUGGUAUUUGACCCCACUGCUGCCUCACGCUGGUCCCUGACAGGAGGAGAGGCAGGAAUAAGUAAUGAACCAAUAGGCUCCCUCCCCUUUUUAUUGCCUCUUACAACACACUGUGACGGAGCAGAAUGUGCAAGCGAAAGCUGCCUUGCAGGAUGACUCUGAAUUGAAUUUUCUCAGCUCCCUUUGGAGUUAUAAUGUCCUUGCCUCUCACUGAUCUGAAUGACUUUAAUGUAGGAGAGUUUGGCUGAGGCACACAGAUGCCUGAAGUCUCUCUGGUGCUUGAGUUUAGAACACCAGAGCAGAGAUUUAAAUGGGCUUUGAAAAAACCCCAACAAAUGACCAACCUGAACUUUAGGCCUGUUCCUCCCCAUACAGCGCGAGUGGGAGAGCAGGAUGGCAGUGAGUUCCCCUGGGGAGGUCGGGAGGUGGGGGCGAGGGCUUUGUUUCUUUGUUGUGGGACAACAGGCUUCAUGUAAGGAUGCUGGUUCUGAAGGAUGUGAUCGAGGGGAGUUGAGUGAAUGCAGCCACCCAAUAUCUCUCUGGCUUCACUGCCAAUGUGCCCAGAGGAUUCAGGGGGCCUGGGGCAAAGUGGGGGAGCUGCAGUGCUUGUACUCACCUGGCGGCAGUCUGGGUCUUUGGUGGCAGGGGGCCUUUCAGUCGCUCUGCAUCUUCGGAAGCACUAAAGGGCCCCCCGCCGCCGAAAUGCUGCCAAAGACCCGGACCGCUGCUGGGCCAGGACUCACUGGGGCCCUGCUGGGCCUGGGGCAAAUUGUCCCACUUACCCCACCCCCUCCGACCCCCAGAGGCCCUGUUCACUGCUGGGCCUGAGCUCCUUUCACAUCUCAUGAACCUGUCAGCGGUGCUGCAAAUUCCAUGACAGGUGACAUAGGAGCCAGACAAAAUCUAGAGAGUGCCUGGAGACCAUAUGGGCUUUGAAAUGAAGAGCAUGUUACCAUGGAAGAAGGUGGGGACCUGAUGGAAGGAAGGUGGUGGUGUGUAAAGAUCUAGAGUGAAAUUGUUAAAGAUCACCUAGGUGUGCCUGAAGGAAAGGGAUGCAGUAGGUUUGGAUAAGCAUCUGAAUCAAUCUGUUUCUGUGGCCCACAUUGUGUUACAUGGGCUGCAAGUUGAGAACCACAGUGCACCCGCCAACCACCCACAGUCCCCUAUGCCAGGGAGGGGCCAGGAGCCGAUCCCUGGGUGUGUGCUGGUCAGCAGCUGGACCUAGACCCCGCCAUGUGGGGCUGGAUAGCAGCUGGGACUCGAGCGCUGCUGCGUGGGGCCAGGCAGCUGGGAGCCCUGGCUCUGGGCCAGGAGCUGAGCGCCUGGUGCCGGCUGGCAGCCAGGACCCAAGAAGGGGAACCAAGAGGCCCCCCCCUCCCCGAAACCUGGGGGUGCUAUAGCACUCUGGCAAAUCCCUAGUUCCCUUGCCCCCCUCACUGCCCAGAGCCCGCUCCAGAAACCUACUCACAGACCCACUCUUCCAUCCCUUGUCUCCCUGAGGCACUCACCUGCCCCUGCUGGCAGGAGCGCUCCAGCAGUCUGCAUGAUGCAGUCUGCCUCUCAGUCAGCCCUGCCCCGCCAGACCAGAAUGACAAAGUUUGAAUUUUUUUUAGCACGUAGUUGGGCUGCAGCUGUGGGCUGCAGGUUGAGAAAUGCUGAUCUAAAUUUGGGAGUGUCGCACUCAUCUCUACCAGGUUCACUGUGCCUUGAUAAUCACUGAGCCAUAAAUAUUCAAGUGUCCUUAUUUUUUUUGUAGAUAUAGCACACUUUGUAGAAUCAAUGAAACAGAUACUUAACCAUGUGUUUUUAUUUUUGUGGCUUUAUUUAUUCUGUAUUGUGGCAGAUAAAUGCUGUAAUACUCUUUGUGAAUGGGUAAUAAACACAUGGCAUCUAUAGAUGAAACUGAAGCCUUUAUUUGUAAUUGCUUGCUGCAUGCAUAGGAUUGGCUGCAGACAAAUGGCAGUCAGAAAGGGAGGGGAAGGGGAAAAGCAGAGGGAAAAAAAUCAUGUGAACUUUACAAACAUGCCCUCACUUUCCCCUCUUAGAUGGGCUGGAGUCAAGUCUGUUAUUGGUGAAGCAGGACGGUCUCUAAAUUUUUAUGUCCUGCCUGCUGCAGUUGUAUGACUGCCAACAUCUCAACUCUUUAAACGGCUGCGUUUGACUGACAAAGCCACAAAAUACACUGCAGCCUUGGGACAAGCGUGCUGUGCUGGGAGCCGGGACACCCUGUUUUCACCUCUUGGCUCUCACUAGCUGUUGCUCUUCACGACCCUUAUUAGUGAGCGAGGGAUCUCAUCCCUCCCCCACCCCCUGAGACAGGAGAAUGGUACGUCCUCCGUUUUACAAAUCAGCAGAACCUAGCUCUUUGGUAGCGCAGUACCUGCCACCUCUCAGUCACACUGUCUGUAAGAGCUUGGCUCAGCCUAACAGUUACCACGCUCUCCUCCCAAUGCACCAUAUGCAACCAAGGCAGCCUUACUCCUACAGUUCUAAUCCUUUCUAGCAGCUAGGUGUGAAAACUGGGGCAAAGCCUGUGCCAUACUGAACCCCUCACAUAGUGCUUAGGCCACAAGGAUAACACCCCACAUCGCCAUUGGUUGUUCCUGUAGUGCAAGCAGUGAGAUGGCUACUGGGGAUCAGAUGGUCAUGGGUCAAAGCCUGCUGUCGCACCCUGUGGGGAAAAGUAGCAGGUGCGCGUAUGGUAAGGGUUGUCCUAGAAGUGUUUAAACAAGCAGCCACAGGCCUAUCUUUUUUUCUCUCUCAUAAAUGAAGUGGUGAAAUUCUAUCCUUGCCCAAUGACGGGCUCAACACACCUAUACUCAGAUUUCAAGGGACUGCCAGAGCACUUAGUCUGACCCUGUGUAUAUCACAGGCCCACACCACCAUCCAGGACCAGCUCCCUAACACCCCACAUUAGAGUGAAGUAUUACAACCCACAGGAGACUGUUAUGUGCUGCAGGCAGAGAAUAGGAGGGACUGAGGUGUACAAGUGCCCGAGGUGCUGCAGUGGCAGAGAAAUGAUUGAGAUAGACCCAGAUAAUUCUGGGUAGCCAUCUACUACAGUGGAAAGCAAACACCCUCACGGUCACUGCCAACCUGACCUGGAGGAAAAGCCCCUUUCCACCACCAUAUAUAGUGAUCAGUUAGACCCUGAACAAGAACCAGCCAAGCACCUACUACUUCUGAGGGACUUCUGUGCCAAAAACAUUAAACAUUCUACACCAAAAAAAUAAAAAAUUCUGUGUGUAACAUUUUAAAAUGCUGCAUAUUUUGUCAAUAAAUAAAGGUAGAGGCUGCAGCAUGGUGGGAGGUGGUGGGGAACAGGGACACAGGGCCCUGGCUGCACAAAGGUAGGAGAUCACCCUGUACCCCCUCCAGAUUUGGCAGUGGGGCUGCACCUAACCCUCACAAGGGCCAUGCCGGCCGCGCACUCCAGGGCCCUGCCCCUCCAUGCAAAGUGCCAAGACAGUAAGUGAGAAGAACAGAGUCUCACUUGCAUGCCCAGCCCUGGCCACUGAUCCAGGUGUGGGGCAAGUAGCUCUGCCCUGCAGGAUCCAAGUGUAGAGGGGCUUAAUGUGGGGGAUCCAGGUCUGGGGUGAGGGUUCUGUGUGGGGCAAGCUGGAGACAGGCAGGUCAGCAGUGGAAGAUCUGGAUGCACAGGGGUUUCUUGCGGUGGCAGGGGUUCUGGGUGCAGGGGGGGGAUGGGACUCUGCAGGGGGUGGGGUGUCCAGGUGAAGGUGGUUGGGACUCAGCCAAGGGCAGGGUCUGGAGCUUUGGGGGCUCAAUGUGGGUAGGAUGGGAGUUCAGCGGGGGGGGGGGGGGAAUCCAGGUGCUGAGGGAGUGAGGCUUGGUGGAGGUGGAGGUCUGGGUGCAGCAAGUUGGGGGCUCAGUGGGGGGGAG